GAGUGUCAGUCUGUAAACAGCUGUCGAUCCGCGCGGCUGUGCUCGCCCCUUCGCCUUUCCUCUCGUGGGUCGCGUCAGUGUUGCGUCGACGUCCCCCAGGGUCUGCUCUUUCAUCCUCGGUCUCAUCCCUCGAGUGCUACUCCACUCUCAAGUGUAUCCUAGUGCGAGUUUUCGGCGCCGUCUAACGUCUAACGUCCCGCAGACCUCUAGUGAAGUUUAUUCUACGUCGUUUCUAGUCUCUUCCGCCAGUUUCGCAACUGGUCGAAAAUUUGGUGGCAUUUCAGGCAAAAUUUUCGAGGCCAAGUUUCACAAAAUUGUUGAGCUACAAUUUUUUAGUUGUCGCUUGCUGCAAGAUGUUUUGAGGUCGGUGUGCGCCCUUAUCGCGGCUGUAAAGUUUACUAAUCGAUAAAAUUAUCGCGCAAUAACUGAUAAAUAGGUGAAAAUUUUCCAUGCAGCUGUCAUUUGACUACGUUUGAAUUGUUAAAUACACUACGGUCCGAGAUAAAGUCUGGGUGCGGUUCCGCUUUUUGCCUUUCUUUCGGAGUGCUUGUAAUACUUGCACGCAUUCGAGUGCCGAACUUUUAAACUGAAACUGACUCGAAAGUUUUGGAGGAGCAUCCUAAGGAUAACAGUGUUGGUUCCCGGUUUCAUAUAGUGAUUUUUGCUAAUCGAAAAGCAAUCGAUUGUAUUACGUCUUCGUACCUCAGUUUCCAGUCACGAUCAAAAAAAAUAUCACGCGCUUAGUGCUUUUUUAACGCCUUUUUGUGUUUAUCUAGUCAAUAGUUGGUGUAAAGUACAUCAACCUGUCGUGAGAGUUGAUCAAAGUCUUCCAAUAAAAUAUACGCUAAUUGCAGUACAUACAAUUAACUGAGAUUAAGUGUGCGUUCCCUUAAGUUUUAUUGCAAAUCUCAUAUAACCGUGCGUUAAAGUCUUUUUCUCUAGACCACUCUCUUUGUGCUGGAAUUUGAAUUCAAGUGCGGCUAUAGAGAAUCUAUUUUCGUUUCCAAUUUGUACACUUUGACAUCGGUUUUAUACGAGUGGAAAAUCAGUUUGAAACACCUGGAAAUCGCAACCGAGCUGAGCUUUUAAAAGUUUGUCUUUUCUGCUAAACCACCCUCUUUUGUGUCGGCUCCGUUGACAAUCAGUGCGGCGAUUUAAGUGCGAGUGCGAUACUUUAAAUCGGUGAUCCGAGUAUCGAGUUGGAGUGUUUCCCGGCGAAGGCGAUGAGUCGUCGGUACGCGGGAAUCCUCGUAGUCGGUGCGUGAGCGGCGUGAAAGUUUCGGGCGAUCGAGCUGGAUUAGCUGGAAAAGUGGACGGCGUUUGGCAGCGGGCCGGGUGGCGCUGCGGCUUUGGCUUGGUCGGCGGAGGAGAUAUUACAGAUGGAGCUCAUGUCGCGAAUAAAGAGCAUCACCGCUAACAACUCAAUUAGGAUGAGCAAAACUGCAAACGGCAAGAUCCCAGAAGCUACAGAGAAUGAUAUCAUGAGCUCAAUUGUCUUUUGCAUACAUCAUAAAGAGGGCUGCAAAUGGAGUGACCAACUACGAAGACUGAAGGGACACCUGCAAACAUGCAAGCAUGACGCAACGCCGUGCACGAACCUCUGCGGGGCGCAGAUCCCGCGGGUGCUGAUGGAGGACCACCUCAAGUACACGUGCCCGCUGCGGCGGACGCGGUGCGAGUUCUGCGGGCAGGACCUCUCCGGCUCGGACAUGGAGAGCCACUCCGGGUGCUGUCCACUGGAGCCCAUCUACUGCGAGAACAAGUGCGGGCACAAGCUCCAGCGGCGGCAGCUGGCCAAGCACAAGACCAACGAGUGCACCAAGCGGCUCGUCUCUUGCCGCUACUGUCUCCUCCAGUACGUGGCCGACACGCUGCCUACCCACCAGGCCAAGUGCUCCCGCGCCCCCGUGCCCUGCCCCAACAGGUGCGAGCUCACCAGCCUCCCUCGGGAGGAGCUCGAGUCCCACCUCAAGGAUCACUGCGGCUCCAUGCUCAACGCCUGCCCCUUCAAGGAAGCCGGCUGCAGAUUUAAGGGACUGAGAGGUGCUAGUUUGGAAAGGCAUUUGGAAGAAAGCAGUCAACAACAUCUGGUCUUGAUGUGCACAGUUGUGUCCAGGCAGCAGAACCAAAUUACUUCCCUCAAAAAUGCUCUCAUCAAAAUGUCUAUCAAUUACUCAGGAACUUUAAUUUGGAAAGUAACUGAUUUUACUGCCAAAUUAGCAGAAGCUCGUAGUAAGGAUGGCAUGGAAUUAAUAAGCCCACCAUUUUACACAAGUCAAUUCGGCUACAAAUUGCAGGCAUCAUUAUUCCUGAAUGGAAAUGGAACUGGAGAAAACAGUCAUGUUUCCAUCUACAUCAAAAUUCUCCCUGGGGACUAUGACGCCCUUUUAAGGUGGCCAUUUGCUCACUCCGUUGCAUUCACACUGUUUGAUCAAUCAGAAAAAGCAUGCAACAUAGUUGAAAGCUUUGUGCCGGAUCCAACAUGGGAAAAUUUUCAAAGGCCAAGUAAGGAACCUGACUCCUUAGGAUUUGGUUUCCCAAGAUUCGUCUCCCACGAAACUCUCAAAAAACGACAGUACAUCAAAGAUGACACGAUGUAUGUUCGUAUCAAAGUUGAUCCAAGUAAAAUUGUUGCUGUUUAGAUUCUUCAUUUUCUUCUGCUGUAUAUUCUGAUCUCAGACAUUUUGUCAUGCUCUCCUACCAAUGUGAAUUUUUAUGUGUGUUUCUGCUGAAAAAGCAUAAUGAACGGCUCCAAUCAAUUUGUUAUCCUCGUUUAGCCCUUAUUUAAACAGGGAAACAUUUUGUCUUACUUCAAUUCCAGAAUUACUUAAUGAAAUAAGGAUAAGUAAAAAGAACUUUUGAUAUAGUAUGCCUAUGAUAAAAUGUUCAAAUAAGAUUUGGAGCCUUGAUACCGAAAUUUUUCAAACAUUAGAUUAUUAUCUUCUCCACAAAAAUUCGGCGCCAAUAAAUAUCAAUUCAUGAUUCAAAGCCCCCUACAAACUCUGAAUUUUUUUUCAAAACUCGGUCAUUUUAAUUGCUCUGUCAAUAAGAAUUAUAAUCUGAAAACAUUAGAUGCGAUGAAUUUAUUUUAUAAUUUAUUCUGGCCAGGCAUUAAAUUAGCAAAAAUUUAGCUGAAGGUCCUGAUAUUUAAGGCGUUGAAUCUUUUGUACAAUCAUGUCUUUCAUUACCUAGUUAUGUUAUCAUACCGAUUUUAGAAUAAGAUGUUUGUAAAGUUAUUGUAAGGCCCCUUUCUCAGCAGUUUUUGUUUUUCUGAGACCCUUAAGGAGUCCAGAAAGUAUAGGCAUUUCCACGACUGAAAUAUGUACCUUAAGAGAGCAGUUUAAAAACAAUUAAAUUCUAACAGAGCUGAAGAGUGUUGAUUGUAAACCGUUAGUCACUUUCCUUCUACUUUCAGCUAUUCAUGAUUACCUCUUCUUGAUUCUCUAGUUUCCUUCAAAGUAUUCUAAAAAAGUUAAAACUGUGUCUCCAAACUUAACGGGUACCAUGUAUACCUCUGUAUGAGCAGAAACCAUGUUCAUUUGUUUUUAAAUCAAAUAUUAAACAAACCAUUGUAAUAUUUUGUGUCAACCUCUUAUGAAUACAUUGGCAGAACUUGUGGAAAAAUUCAUAGAGAAACUUCAUACAGGGGGUAACACUAGAUCCCAGUUAUUAUCAUUCUCCGUUAAAAAUGUAUCUGGAGAUACAUGUACCUUUUGAAAAUAAACCAUCAUUUGAGUGUAGGGUUGAGAGGUAAGAACUGAACAAUCUCUCCCCAGUCUUCUCUCCUUGAAAUGACCUCCCCUCUACAAACCAAAGAAUCUGUUAACUUUUGAUUAAUCAAUUGUAAAUGAAUAUAAAAUUACUCCCUUUCACAAUAAUUUCUCCGAUGCAAUUAUAUCACUCUAUUUCUGACAAGUAUUUGUUUACUUUUCAUGAAAAGAAUUGCUAUAUUGAUUGUCAGGGUUAGUGAUCACUCUUUUAAAUAGUUGUUUGGCUAAGUUCAAGUUUGUAAAUAUUCCUUUUGAAUUGUUCAAAUUAAUAAAUGUGAUAAAAAUUUA
This is a messenger RNA of Bemisia tabaci, 4058 nucleotides long. RefSeq names its product TNF receptor associated factor 4 (gene Traf4). Gene Ontology annotation, molecular function: tumor necrosis factor receptor binding; zinc ion binding; ubiquitin protein ligase binding. Gene Ontology annotation, biological process: regulation of canonical NF-kappaB signal transduction; signal transduction; regulation of apoptotic process. Gene Ontology annotation, cellular component: plasma membrane signaling receptor complex. The record is from RefSeq and is a predicted model, not a curated record. NCBI's taxonomy places the organism in Eukaryota, Metazoa, Arthropoda, Insecta, Hemiptera, Aleyrodidae.